AAUUCUCUCAUCGGAAAGGAAAUGAAAAUCUCUCUCUCUCUCUCUCUCUCGUCUCAAAUACUCAACCCCACAGGCAACACGGUAUAGUGCCAACCGUCGCUGCUUUUCUCCAUAUUCCCACUGUGAAAGCUGCAGCCCCCUUCCAUUUUCCCCCUUCUUCUCCUUCCUCUCCUCUCCUUUCCCACCAAGCAAACCCCCCACCAACUUUCCUUCCCGAAUCCCCAUCCGUCGCAUGUAUUCACCACCCCGACUACUUCACCUCCAACCAUACACAUCUUCCACUUCCUAACCCAUCCCUUACCCCCAAAUGAAUCCCCCCACCACCUCUCUGCCAUCGCCACCCUCCUCCUCUUCUUCUUCUUCCCCACAAACCCUCCUCGCCCUCAUCAACAACAUCCUCUCCAUCCUCCUCCUCUCCUCCCUUACCAUCAAAUCCUUCACCGGUCGCUGGCAGGUUAUCCACUCCAAGCUCACCUCCCUCCGUUCCUCUCUCUCCUCCCUCUCCUCCUCCCCUCACUGGUCAGAAAACCCUCUUCUCCAGUCUCUCCUCCCCUCCCUUCUCUCUACUCUUCAGCGCCUCAGCUCCCUCUCCGACUGUUGCUCCCUCUCCUCCUUCUCCGGCGGCAAGCUCCUCAUGCAGAGUGACAUCGACAUGGCCUCCGCUUCUCUCGCCCACUCCCUUCACGACCUCGACUUGCUACUCAGAUCCGGUGUCCUCCACCAAUCCAACGCCAUCGUUCUCUCUCACCCGGGCCCCUGCUCUUCCAAAGAUGAAUUGUCCUUCUUUAUCAGAGAUCUUUUUACCAGGUUACAAAUCGGAGGAAUCGAGUGUAAGACGAAGGCUUUGGAAUCCUUGCUUCAACUUCUCUCCGACGAUGAGAAAUCCGCCAGUUUGGUUGCCAAAGAGGGAAACGUCGGGUAUCUGAUUCACCUGCUGGACUUCAACAACUAUGGCCAGAACUCGAUCCGAGAACAUGCUACGGCGGCCAUAUCGGUGCUCGCCUCUGCAAACGACGAGUCAAGGAAGUGCGUGUUCGAAGAAGGUGGUCUGGGGCCUUUGUUGAGGAUUCUGGAGACUGGGUCAAUGGUCCUUAAAGAGAGAGCUUCGGCUGCGGUAGAGGCCAUCACCGCAGAUCCCGAGAAUGCGUGGGCCGUAUCGGCUUACGGUGGCGUUGCGGUCCUCAUCGAAGCCUGUCGAUCUGGGUCUCUAGUGACUCAGACGCACGCUGUGGGUGCGAUUAGAAACGUGGCUAAUGUGGAAGACAUCAAGAACUCUCUAGCAGAGGAAGGAGCGGUACCGGUACUAAUUCAAGUAUUAGGCUCGGGCGCCACAAGCUCCGCGCAAGAAAAGGCUGCGACUUGCCUAGCCAUAUUGGCCUCUUCCGGCGAAUAUUUUCGCGCAUUGAUAGUACAACAACGCGGAUUGCAGAGAUUAAUGCAUUUGAUGCAAGAGGUCUCAAACUCGGACACACUGGAACCCGUUCUGCGGGCUAUAAGCUCUCUUUCCGGAUUAGAUCCCUCGGCUCGGCUUCUGUCUUCAUCGACCACAUUCAUUAUACAGUUAGGCGAAUUUGUCAAGCACGGUAACGUUGUCCUGCAGCAAAUCUCGGCGUCUUUGCUGGCCAGUUUAUCAAUCAGCGACGGUAACAAGCGAGCCAUUGGUGGUUGCAUGGGUUCCUUGGUGAAGCUAAUGGAGUCGCCUAAGCCGGUGGGGUUACAAGAGUCUGCGGCGGAGGCGCUGGUGUCCCUGUUGACAGUGCGAUCGAACAGGAAAGAGUUGGUGAGGGACGAGAAGAGCGUGAUGAGGCUGGUGCAGAUGCUGGACCCGAAGAACGAGGCGGUGUAUAGCAAGAAGUUUCCGGUGAUGGUGGUGGCGGCGACGGUGGGAGGAGGAAGCAGCCACGGGUGUAGAAAGAGGCUGGUGGCAGCUGGUGCUCACCACCACUUGCAGAGGCUGGCGGAGAUGAAGGUUGCUGGUGCCCACAAGGCCUUGCAGAGACUUUCCGGCAAUAGGAUCAUCAACACCAUCCUCGGAAGGACUUGGAGGGAAUAAGCAACAAAGUAACUAACCCCACCCGCCAAAAAAAGGAGGACUACAUUUGGAUUUUCUAACUGUCGAAGACUUGGGAGCACUUUCUUGGAUAAGCAGCAAACAAAACACACACUUCGUAUACUCCAAACUUCUUUUUUACCUUGACAUCAUUAAUUAAUUUUAUAUGUUAAAAUUGAGAAAAAAUUACUUAUUUUAAUAUUAUGUAACAAAAAAAAAAAAAAAA
Messenger RNA from Juglans regia (Persian walnut), 2276 nucleotides. Its product is annotated as protein ARABIDILLO 1. The record is from RefSeq and is a predicted model, not a curated record. Gene Ontology annotation, molecular function: protein binding. Lineage: Eukaryota; Viridiplantae; Streptophyta; Magnoliopsida; Fagales; Juglandaceae. Bases 308 to 2053 code for a protein of 581 amino acids. The transcript is spliced from 2 exons.